GCGUUUGCUACGGAGGGUGGGGGGGUGGUGGCGGGAGCGGUUCGUUUUUUUUCUACCAUGUAAAAAAAAAAAAGAAGAAAAACCAUCAGUGUGAAAAAGUAUAAAAGGUACAAGCUAGAGGAGAAGUGCGACAGUUAGCGGUUCGUUACAGUUUUGAGGUGUUUGUCCGCGAGGAGCGGCGGAUGGCGGACUGAGUCACUGAGAACCCGCCUGAGGAAACAGAACGAUACAAUGCAAGUGAAUAAUGGCCCUGCCCCCAUUUUUCUGCCUCCAUCCAAUGGAAGCAAUCAUCGACCACCAGGGUAUGUCCCAGGCAGAAUUGCCCCCGUACGCUCACCUCCACCGCCCAAGAUGGCAGCACCACCGAAACCCUCGGGAGGCAGCCAGCAUCAGGCCACUUUUGUGGUCUCUGACCAGCAAAGGCGUGAGCAUGUCCACGGCCUUGUCCAGAGGAAGAAUGCUUUCAUUUGCUGCGCCACGUCAUUGGCUGCUUUCUUCCUUGUGUUGAUCCUGGUCUUGAGUCUGACAUCUGCAGAUAUUUUGGAUGAGAACUGCCCUCAUCACAACCCUUCCCUCAGCAGCUGGAACCCAGGGCACAAUCCCCAAAAGAGAGUGGUCAUCAGGAAGGGGAAUCUCUACCGGCUGGAAUCCUCAGCCACGCUGCAGUCUAUAAUUAUCCAAAGUGGAGGACUUCUUGUCUUUGCUGAUGAUGUGAAUGGCUCCAGAAACAUCACACUGAGAACUCGGCAUAUUGCAAUUGAAGAUGGGGGAGCAUUAUACAUUGGUGCAGCAAAGUGCCGCUAUAGGUCCCAUGCAACUAUCGCUUUGGUGGGCCGCUCGGAUGAGGCAGGUAUGGAUGAUGUGCCUGGCUUCGGCAGGAAGUUUAUUGGGGUUCGUGCGGGAGGGACCCUGGAGCUCCAUGGUGUUGAGAAGCUUUCCUGGACCCUCCUAGCCAAGACUCUCCCAUCUGCGGGUCUGCCCGCUGGCGGUUAUGCCUUCCAGAAAAACUUCAGCCGUGGCAUCAACCUGCGUGUAGUGGACCCAGACACGGGUGCUGUCAUCUACACCAAUCGUUUUGACACCCAUGACUCUCAAGAUGACAGCAGGAAGCUUCAUGAACUGCUCAAGGCUCUGCCCAGAGGCCGUAUUGUGGCUAUGGCUGUGGGAGACUCUGCCGCAAAGAGCUUGCUGGAUGAGACCAAGAAGACCAUCCAAGACCUGCUUGGAAGCACUUUUGUAAAUGACCUCCAGUACAGGCAGGCAUGGGCCCUGGUGUCUGUGAUCGGUGGAGGGAAUGACUCGUGUUCUGAGGCUGUGCGUGAACAUGAGAACCAUGACACGGGUGGUCAGGCGCUGGCGCAGAAGCGGUUUGUCACUGUGGAUGGAGAGGGCUUCUCUGUCUCAGCAUACAGCGAGUGGCGAAAUGGUUUUGCCAUAUCCGGUUUCCAGGUGGAUGCGACAGACCAGGUGGUGUUGAACCUGAAGGACAACGUGCAGAGCUGGAAGCCUGGAGAUCGCAUUGUUGUUGCCAGCACAGAUUAUUCCAUGUACCAGGCAGAGGAGUUCACCCUCCUACCCUGCCUAGAGUGCAACCAAAACCAAGUCCGAAUUCAAGGGAAGCCACAGUUCACUCAUGUGGGCGAGAUCCUCGAUGGGAUUGAUAUGAGAGCGGAAGUGGCCCUGUUGACAAGGAACAUCCUUAUCCAGGGAGAGAUGGAAAACUACUGUUAUGGAAGCAACUGGUGUCACUUCUUUGGCUAUGAUUCCUUUGGAGGACAGAUUAAGAUCCUUGCAAACUUUACUGCUGUUCACCUGUCUCAUGUUGAACUGAAGCACAUGGGCCAGCAGGUGGGAGGUGGCUACCCCCUUCAUUUCAGCAUGUGUGGGGAUGUGGACGAGCAGGGGGGCUAUAGCCUGCCCACUUAUGUGGAGGCUCUUUCCAUCCACCACUGCUUCUCUCGCUGCAUCACUGUCCAAGCCACCCACGGCCUACUGAUAAAAGACGUCAUUGGUUAUGACACGUUGGGGCACUGCUUUUUCCUGGAGGAUGGCAUUGAACAGAGGAACACCUUCUUUCACAACCUGGGCCUGGUUACUAAGCCAGGCACUAUUCUACCCACGGAUCGCAAUGAGACCAUGUGCACGUCUAUUCGGAACAAGGUGUAUGGGAAUUAUGUUCCUGUGCCAGGAACAGAAUGCAAGGCCGUGUCCACAUUCUGGAUCGCCAACCCAAACAAUAACCUCAUCAGCAAUGCUGCAGCAGGCUCCCAGGAUGCUGGCAUCUGGUACAUCUUCCACAGUGCGUCAACUGGCAAGUCCCAUGGGCUCAUCCCUGAGACAAAGGCAGAGCUCACACCACUGGGGAUCUUCUUCAACAACCGGGUGCACUCCAACUUUAAGGCUGGCCUUUUCAUUGAUAAGGGGGUGAAGACAACAAAUGCGAGUGCCACAGACCCCAGAGAAUACUUAUGUCUGGACAACAGUGCCAGAUUCCGUCCGCACGAGAAUGCAGACCCAAAGCGACCACGCGUUGCAGCACUCAUUGACACACUCAUCUCUUUUAAGAACAAUGACCUGGGUGCUUGGAUCCGUGGUGGUGAUAUUGUCAUUCAGAACUCAGGAUUUGCAGACAAUGGAGUUGGGUUAUCCUUUGCAAGUGAUGGCAGCUAUCCAAAGGAUGAGGGCUCCAGCCAGGAGGUGUCCCAGUCCCUGUUUGUGGGCGAGAGCAAAAACCGCGGCUUCAACGGGGGCCAGAACAAGUACUGGGGCGUCGGCGGGGUUGACGGGAAGCCCAGAACUCUGCCAAGGAACAAGACCUUUCCCAUUCGAGGAUUCCAGAUCUAUGAUGGUCCAGUCCACCUGACAAGCAGCACGUUUAAGAACUUUGUCCCAACUCCAGACCGGUUCACCAGUGCCGUGGGCUUCAACUUGAAGAACACCUGGCAGCUCACUCCAAGGAAUAAUGUUUCCUCCCUUUUGUUCCUUCCUAGUAACUCUACUCUGAAGGCCUUCUUUGGCAAACCUGGGCAGUGGUUUGAGGACAAUGACCUAGAUGGCGAUAAGAACUCCAUCUUUCAUGAUGUUGACGGUUCCGUGACAGGCUUCCCAGACUCCUAUGCUGGCAGGCUGGAUAAUUUCCUCAUUCGCCACCCAGACUGUAUAAACAUCACAGAGUGGAAUGGAGUGGUUUGCAGCGGCAGGUAUUCUCAGGUAUACAUUCAAACCCAGGGGGCCUCCAACCUCACCUUGUCGAUCAGUAGGGAUGAAUACCCAAACAAGCCCAUGGUGCUGAGGGGGGUCAACAGCCAGUCAGCUACUUCCCAGCAGUACCAGCCGAUACUAAUGAUGGCAAAGAGCUAUACCCUACACUGGAACGGCCGUGCCCCCCGUGAGGUUGUGAUGUCACUUAUCAACUUUGACAAAGGAGACUGGGUCCAGGUUGGCCUUUGUUACCCCUCAGACACCACGUUCCAGGUCGUGUCUGAUAUUUAUGACCGCCAGAGCAACAUAUUUGACAACUUGGAGGACUACAAGUCUGUGGGAUCCCUGACAGACCUUGAGAAGAGUCCUCUGGACAGGACAUACUACUUUGACAGCAGCACAGGACUCCUGUGGCUGUCUUUGAGAGCGAGGCACAAUAGGGAUGGUCACAGCUACUGCUCUAGGAAGGGGUGCGAGAGGGUCAAGAUCACUGCCACCACCACUUCCAAGGAAACCAGCAACUGCAUGUUGAAAGCCUACCCAAAGUACACUAAACCUCCUAAAGCCACCGUUCCCAUGCCAUCUCUGAAUACAGCUCUUUGCACUGAGUGCGGAGCCUCAAAGCUGAUCUUCACAAGUGAUCCUGAAAACACCUACCUCCAAGUUCAGAUUAAGUCCCUCAGCCAUGAGGGACAGCAAAAGGGUGAUGCUGAAUCCUUCAUUGUGGUGAAUCGUGAGAGGUUCUCCUUCACAGCCCCUGGUUUCUUCCUGGUCACCGUGGAUGCAUGCACUGGCAGAGUCAUAAAGAAGUCAUUGUUCCCCAAAAUGGAUGCAGCAAUGAAACAGUAUUUAGAAAGUGAAAUCCCAAAAAGCUCUAUAGUUCUCCUUGGAACAAGAGGACAGCUUAAUAGCCAGGGUGACAUUGCCCCUUACCUGGUCCCAUUAGGAACCGCUAGAUCAGCAGACCUGAAAAAUAAAGAGAGCUUGGCAUUCUUUGGAUUCCAUGGGUCUAGCAUGUUGCCUCCUUGGGUGGGACUGUUCACCAGCCAAACGGGUGAGACACUGGGCCUGCUGGAGAAGUAUAUUCCCCUGGGUCUUUUGGAGUAUGAGUGCGCACAGCCUGAUCAGAUGAAACGGAAAGAUCUGGAACUUCUGAAGAAAGUUCUAACUAAAGUGUAAAUUUCAACUUUUCUAGAAAAUGUGAAAACUAGAAUGAAUGUGAACGUGAGAAUUUGAUUUAUUUAUGGCAGAAAUGUUUAUGUAUAGAGUGUAUUUUUUUUGUGUGAUGGUGAUAAAAGUAUGUGUCGCAGUUGCCAUGUAAUGCACUUUCUCCAAGACCAGUCCUGUGCCAAAACUAAAGUGGCAUAUUAAAAGACAAAGCCAAAAUCUUUCAAGCCAUGUUUUCAGGUUUAUGAAGUCUCCUUUGUUUACUGUGCCCAAGGACAAAACAUCCUGUUUGGUGCAGAUGUGAGAUGAUGUAUACACAGAGAAAACAAAAAUAAUAAGAAUAGACUUUUUGAAACCAUCAUUAUUUUAUUUGCAGUUUUUGCACAGCUCAUUGUUUUCAUAUAGAAAAAAACAGAACUAUGGAUUUUCCUGUUUUUGAAAUUUGUGUGAUUCUUAAAUGUUUAUAUAGACAGUAAGAGAUGAAGUAUUGGUUGUGUAGUUUUUUUGUGGAGUUUAAUAUUGAGAAUUUCUUUCACUCUUUUUAUCAUCUCAAAAUGCAAAACUAAUUCAGUACAUGGGCUGUCUUUAAGAAUCUAGAGCAGGCUCUGUAUAGCAGAGUUAGUAGUUAAUUUCUGGUCGAUACGACACUGUGCUGCUCUGCAGAAUUCCAUCACAGCAGCCCUUUCUUCAGCCAGUGUCCUGCAAGUGAUGCUCUGCCAAUAUACUUCAGAACUUUCAGGUGAUCAUUUGGAAACAUAAAGAAAUUGAUUUCCAGAAACAUUCUGUUAUUGUGAAUUCCUUCACUGGAAGAUACUGUCUGCUUUUUAACCACUGAAAUGUAUAAAAAACUCUCUUGUGUCUUCAUUGUUUUAAAAGGAGAAACACAUUGAAUUGUGAUCAUUUGAGGUUUGAACUUGUUGCUUUUCGCAGCACAUGUAGAUCCUUAAGCAUUUUGUGUAAUUUGAUUGCUAUGUAUGAGUAGUUGAUGUUCAAAAAUGUUUCAUAUAUUUGUAAAAUUUUGGAAUUUUAAACCAGACUUUCCCUUUGCUACUACAGUGUA
Molecule: messenger RNA, 5428 nt
Organism: Scleropages formosus (Asian bonytongue)
Lineage: Eukaryota; Metazoa; Chordata; Actinopteri; Osteoglossiformes; Osteoglossidae
Gene: cemip2
Product: cell migration inducing hyaluronidase 2
Exons: 24
Coding region: 232-4380 (1382 amino acids)
Source: RefSeq, a predicted model, not a curated record